This is a messenger RNA of Cryptomeria japonica (Japanese cedar), 1598 nucleotides long. RefSeq lists its product as uncharacterized. The transcript is spliced from 3 exons. NCBI's taxonomy places the organism in Eukaryota, Viridiplantae, Streptophyta, Pinopsida, Cupressales, Cupressaceae. The record is from RefSeq and is a predicted model, not a curated record. Bases 346 to 948 code for a protein of 200 amino acids.
UUUAACUCACAGGCCAUGCGAUUUCAUCAAAAUCCGAUAUCCGCUGCACCCAAUAUCUCAUUUUUUGACAAAAAAUUGCUAAAAAAUAGAUUGAGAGGUAAGAAUUUUAUCGUUUUCAAUCAUUUUCAUUAGACCCCCCAAAAAACAAAACUUUCUAUUAAAUGGUGCACAAAUGAUGGGAUUGUGAAAAACUUUUGGGAUCGUUGGUGGAUGGUUUUCGACAAACCACCCAACAACAAUCUUGAUAUCCCCUUCUAUUUCAUAAAAAAAUUGUAUGUUGAGUUUGUUUUAAACAAACAUGUGAACUACUUUGACAUCCAACCUUUCUAGGGUGUAGGUUUAGGUAUGCCCCAAAAUAGACCUAGGGCAGUCAGAGUAGUCCAGGGCCCAUAUGUCCCACCUCCUCCUAUUGAUCCCCCACCCGCAGUGCAGCAUCCUGAUAUCAUUUGUGAGGCGGCUUCAUGGACCAUAUCAGCUAUUCACUCUUUGAGUAGCCUUUUGGUUUCUCAGGCUGUGUUAGUAGUUCAGCCUACUCUUGAUGGUAGCGGUGCAUCCGGUGCCGUUGAUACGUCAUCCUCGGCUCCACACAUAUGCGUGCCCCAUAGUUGUGUCAUGUGUGGGCACGUAUGCUUGGGUCCAGUUAGACAACUCGUUGAUCCUCCUAUGGACAAUGCAGAUUAUGAGGUGCAUGAGAUGCAUGAUGCACCAGAUGUUAUUACACAGACUGGAGGAUACCCUGGAGAGUCCUCACAUGCUAGAGGCGAGGAGGCACUGUCAUCAUACAUUGAUGAUGUAGUGUUGAUGACUGAGGAUGAGUUGAGACAAAUUCAGGAGGGCACCUUGUCAGCCAUUUCAUUUGGCCUUGAUAGCUUGAAGAUACAUAUAUUAUUGCACCUAGUCGUUUGUAUUUUAUUGUACAUACAUGCUCAUCAUUUAUAUUGGUAUUAAUUAGAUUAUGUAGUAACUUGCAUGUCUAUCUUAUUUUACUCUUGUAGGGCACAAGUAGCACGAGUAUGGGGCAGUGUGAUUUAGGAUUUGGUAGUGCAGUUGGAGACAAGGGAAAGGUAAUUGAAUGCAAAUAUGAUUGAAUGAAUAGUUUAAAUAACUUAUAGUGACUAUACAUGUCUAGACAUAGAUUGAUAGUUUCAUAUACUUGUUGUGUAUAUAUAUAGAGAAUUCUUGGCUUCACAUCCUUGAUGACUACACCCAGUAUACCUGAAGAAGAAGAAGAGAUGCCUUGAGUAGAUGUGUGUUUAUUUUAUUUUUUGAUUAGUAGAUAUAAUUUGUUCUUAUCAAUGACAAUUAUAUGCUAACUUGUAUCAAUGUCAUGUUUUUGAACAUAUGUAUGUUGUGUACGAAAAUAUUCAAAACAUACCUCCUCUACCAAAGACAUACAUCAAGAGUCCUGCAAAGCUAAAGAGAAAACAUGGAGAUGAGGAUCCUUCAGAGCCGAGCAGUGCGGCAAAGAGGAUCGAUUUUGAUGAUCCAUUAGCAACUUAGGAUGUUAUAGAUAGUUUUGGGAUGCAUACAUGUCUAGUUGGCAUGUAUAUUUUGUAUAUGGACAUACAUUCACAUAUUUAGACAUACAUUUUAUUUCA